GGAAAGGGAAAGGGAAAAAUGGCGACUGUGUUGUGAGGAUAAAUUUAUCUUUCCCAAUUUCUGAUUUGAAGUUCGCCUGGUUCAAUCUGUAAGACAGGUGUCAUUCUUUCUAUAUUUUUAAAAGCGCGAAGUUUAACUACGUUUCAGCUGCAUGGUUACAGUAUAAUGUUGCUGAAUACAAAUUGUCACUGCUAUUGUGAAAGAUUGUGAUGAAGUGUAGACUUAAUUCUUGAAAAUAUUAUCAGAAAGUCUACUUUUAGAAAUUUAGAAGAAGUUCUACUGAAGGACUGAAAGAUGGCCAAAGAAGAAGUAGAUGACCUGUUGCCUGACAAGGAUGCUGCCAAGGAAUUUUAUGCUCGAUAUGAACCCAAGGAGAUUCUAGGAAGGGGAAUAAGCUCAACAGUACGUCGCUGCAUUGAAAAAGAGACAGGGAUUGAAUUUGCAGCCAAAAUUAUUGAUUUGAGUAAUGAUUCACAUGAUGGUGGUGGCGAUGGGAAAACCAUGCUUGAAGCAACUAUAGAGGAAGUGAAGAUUCUUCGAUUAGUUGCUGGGCAUCCUUAUAUCAUUGAAAUGCAUGAUGUCUUUGAGUCAAGUACUUUUAUAUUCCUAGUAUUUGAGCUAUGUAAAAAUGGAGAAUUGUUUGACUACCUGACAACUGUUGUCACCCUAUCUGAAAAGAAAACUAGAUAUAUUAUGAGACAGCUUUUUGAAGCUUUAAAAUAUGUCCAUUGUAAGAACAUAGUCCACCGUGACCUCAAGCCCGAAAAUAUCCUCCUAGAUGACAAUUUAAAUAUUAAACUGACUGACUUUGGAUUCGCUCGUGUAUUACAACCUGGCCAGAAACUGACAGAGCUUUGUGGCACCCCGGGAUACGUCUCUCCUGAAAUGCUCAUGACUGCUAUGUGUGAUAAUGAAGAAGAUGCAGAAGGUUAUGACUUGCCAGUUGAUAUGUGGGCUUGUGGUGUAAUAAUGUACACUUUACUUGUGGGUUGUCCACCAUUUUGGCACCGAAAACAGAUGGUUAUGCUGAGAAAUAUCAUGGAAGGAAAUUAUUCUUUUACAUCUCCAGAAUGGGCUGAUAUUUCUGAACCUCCAAAAGAUCUUAUAAGAAAGCUAUUAGUUGUUGAUCCAAAGAAACGAAUCACUAUAGAUGAAGCCCUCGAACACCCCUUCUUCAAUAUUAUGCUGUGGGACCAGGACAUCGCUCCACUCAAGCGCAGUCUCUCCGUCUCUUCACGUCGUCUUAGUCGCAUCUCCGAGAUGGCUUUGGCUUUGAAAGCAUGUGCUUUCAAUGCAAGGAAGAAGUUUCAGUUUGCUAUUCUAGUAGUCCGGGCUACAAUAAGAAUCAAGAGGUUGCGGUUCACUCCUGAACCACUUUCAGUUGGUGUUGCUAGGGUGGAUCCAUAUCGCAUCAAAAUCCUACGAAAGGUUAUUGAUGGCUGUGCAUUCCGUGUGUAUGGCCACUGGGUUAAAAAGGGUGAAGGCCAGAACCGAGCAGCACUCUUUGAGAAUACCCCAAAGACUGAGUUGAAGCACAUGUACGUAAGUCAUCUUAGUCGAUAAUAGGCAAUAAUGAAUUCAAUGUUAUUUGCCAAGCUUCUGACCUGUAUCAUAGUACAGUGGUUAGUUUAGAAUAAUGACUGUGUUGGUAUUGCAUCAACUGUGAUCAGUGGCAGGAUUUUCAUUCCAGCCUAAUAUUUGAUUAUUACGUUUGCUGUUUUGAUCUAACUUGAAUCGUUCAUAAGCCCCUCUGAAAUGUAUGCAUAUAAUCUAAUCUGAAUUGGUAUACCAGAAUUUCCCUAAGAGAUGCAUUUUUGUAAAAAGCAGUUCGUGACUUGCUAACUUCAUCAGUUCUGCACUUAACCAAUGCUAAAUCUGCAAAUCUUUUGCAGAGUAUCAAGUUUAACAGUUUUUGUUGUCUUCUAGGGAAGCUUACUUAAUUUGAUAUUAUUUUGUGUCUGAAUUGCUUAUUUUGAGAAAUGUAACCUCGGUCGACUUUGCCAAUCAGAGUAAAACAUUAUUUGGUGCCGUGCUUUGACUUUCAAUGGUGCUUGCACCUACUUAGCUCUCUUAAAGCAAACAUAACAUUAGUUGUGUCUGUGGUAUUGAUCAGUGGUGCUGUUCUUAAUGAUGAAAAAAAAACAACAAAAAAACAAACAACCCAGUAAAAUCCUCCCUUUAUUUCCAGACUUAUUUUUAUCACAAUUUGUAGUUAGAUAAUGGUAAUAGUCGUAAUGUUAUUCUGUGAAAACCAAACCCUCCUCAUAUGCCAAAAUUUCCUGUUGUCAUGAAUGAACAAAUGUUAUCAGACCCAAGUAUUUCACCCUGUAAUAUGUAUAUUGCUUAGAAUGAACAAAAUGCCUCCCUGAAACUACCUUUUUAAAGAGAGCUUUCAUUUGGUUAUAAUAUUUUCUCUCUUAACAAAUUUAAUUCUUCUAAAAUCAACAAAUAUUAUCAGCAAUUGUUUUAAUUUCUUUAAUUUGAUGUAAUUUUUGUUGCUUUUGCUUGAAACCAAAUAUUGACUAAAUGCUAGAGUAAGCCCUGGGUUUUUGUAGGAUCUUAAGAAAUCAGUAAACAACUUAACAUCUCAGGGUUGCUUAGAGAGACCUGUACAAAUGCAUCAGUGUGUAUCAGCUCUCAUUCAGUUGCUCACCUGAAUAAGUUAACAUGGUGCUAAAUGGUCCAUGCUGCUGUAUGUGCUGUUCUGGUUCCGUUUGACCAUAUCUAUCAUACUGGCAGAUAUUAGUAACACAGUUCCUGUAGUUUUGAUUAGGAUUUUGGUGCAGAUGCUGAAUGUCAUGGUACUAUUGCUAUUCUGUCAUCGAUCUCACUCACAUAUUUUUAGAAAAAGCCUUCCAUGCACUAUAGCCUUCAAUUUAAUUAUUGUAAUAACUUAAUUCUUUCUUCAUUUUUUCUCUCACUUUGCUCUAUUAUUUCCAAUUUUUUGUAAGGUUCUUUCAAAAUUAUUUUUUUCUGGAUGGACUUUUAUUGUGACAUCAGCAUCAGCCUAUUUUGUUCCAGAAUUUAGAAAUAUUUUCUUCUGUGGGUGUACUUUAAUUUGGGAAUUUGUAGAGUAUUUUAAGAAGUUCUCCUCCUUUUAGUUUUAAUUGUCGAGCCUGACCUGUUAGAGCACUCUCAAUUAUUUUCUGAGGCUUGUGUCUAACUAGAUUGUGAAUUUGGCUAUUAUUUGGUAUAUUCAUGCAUAUUUCAUAUCAUGCCCACAUGGCUAUUACAUUUGUUUUGUACAAAUCAAAUUAACAAGAUCAUGUUUGGAUUCUGAAUAAUAGCUUAUAAAUUCUACUUCUCUUAGAAAAUUUGCUGACUUGCCACCCCACUAAUAUAAUCCCCCCCCCCCCCUCUCAAUAGUUGGUUCAUUUUUCAAUACCCCAAGAACUGAAACCAUAUGGCGUUGAGUGUGUCGCACGACCCUUGCAGUUUGAAGUAGUGUAAAUAAGAAAGAAUAAAAGCUAAUGUUCUGUUAUAUUUUUGGAUAAACAAAUUUUAUUUGUAAAAGUCCUUCCAGCUAGGGGGCACCUUGCAGUGUAAUAACGUUUUGUGAUUGUUGAUAUUGUUAAUAAAGAGUGUUUUCGAA
Molecule: messenger RNA, 3592 nt
Organism: Frankliniella occidentalis (western flower thrips)
Lineage: Eukaryota; Metazoa; Arthropoda; Insecta; Thysanoptera; Thripidae
Gene: PhKgamma
Product: phosphorylase b kinase gamma catalytic chain, skeletal muscle/heart isoform
Exons: 11
Coding region: 295-1563 (422 amino acids)
Biological process (GO): protein phosphorylation; glycogen biosynthetic process
Cellular component (GO): phosphorylase kinase complex
Molecular function (GO): ATP binding; calmodulin binding; phosphorylase kinase activity
Source: RefSeq, a predicted model, not a curated record